Messenger RNA from Doryrhamphus excisus (bluestripe pipefish), 12641 nucleotides. RefSeq names its product teneurin transmembrane protein 2a (gene tenm2a). Gene Ontology annotation, molecular function: cell adhesion molecule binding; protein heterodimerization activity; protein homodimerization activity. Gene Ontology annotation, cellular component: neuron projection; membrane. The record is from RefSeq and is a predicted model, not a curated record. Gene Ontology annotation, biological process: signal transduction; neuron development; heterophilic cell-cell adhesion. Lineage: Eukaryota; Metazoa; Chordata; Actinopteri; Syngnathiformes; Syngnathidae.
UCCUAAUUAGACUGAAAAAAAAAACAUCAUGUUAACAACUUGAUCAAUCGAUUUGCAACCCUUGCAUGUCGGAUAAAGUAGGAAACAGUUACAGUUGACAGCAGUCUAACAUCGCCAGAAUUGUGUGUCAGUAAUCAAUUUCUGCACAACUUGUGCAGAACCCUACUUUUACAGCAUCCAUAAGUGGGAUCUUAUGCACAUUGACAACAUUUAUAAAUUCUAUGUGAUAAAAUAAUGGAACAAUAAUCGAAUAUAAUAGUAUCCAUGCAUCAUACUAUAUUAUUGUGCACUAUAAUAUAAUGUUUGUAUAACAAUAGCAUCAUAAUAUAAUAUAUUGCAUUUUUCAUGAAAAAUGUGAUGUGUGACAUAAUGUAUAAGAACCAUUUGCUUUAAGUGCAGAAGGUUGAACAAAAGUAGGUGUGGGGGGGCUUAAUUGUAGUCUACAUGGCAACGAGCAUAGAAGGUUAUGUGCUGGUAGAAUGAUGCUUGAUGGCAAUGAUGAAUACGCUGCUAGAAAAAGGAAUUCUAUCACUCUGCAUUCACAUGCAUGCACUUAUGCAGGGCUCAUGAGAGUGGAUGUGCACAUGUGUGUAUGAUAGAGUAUUACAAGGUGUUGUCAAGAAAGCAAUUUGUUUCUGUCUCGGAUGAGUUUUUCAUCAUGACAAAUUGAUGUAAACCUCAUCUAAAAAUCCAGCACCUUCCCCUAUGCCCCCACCGUGUCUACCUGGGUGCCACUUUAUUAGGAUGAAGUCAUACCUGCAGCCCCCCCAACACACACACACACACACACCUUCUGCACCCCGCCAGUGGCCCCGCCUCUGCUGUAAAUCUAGUCUCGACACCUGUGUAUGCAAGUGUGUAUAUCAAAAGGGAAGAACUGGAUGUGUGCACAGCAGUCCUGAUCCCCGCAUAUGUAUGGGUGAACAUGCACGUACGUGCUGACACAUACAAGCCACCUAUAUGCACGGCAGGGUGCUGCAGAGGAUGAUGUCUGACGAUGGCACAUGAAGAGGUUGAAAAUGAGGCUAACAAUGGUCCUCAGCAGCCGUGGCACAGAUGCUGGUGUUGGACUCUUUCAACUUUUCACAUUGCUCUCACACACGCACACACUUUUACUUGGAUGAGUUAUUCCUCAUAUAUAGACUUGCUGUUCAAAGUGGGUGACUAUUGUUCUCUCUGUGUCUUCAAUCACUGUCCUCAUAAAGGUCUGUGUCAUUCUUCUUCAUACUCAUGGUUCAUUAUCCACAAAGCACUGACAAACUGACAUGCACUGUAGUAUGUGCUAUUUUGGGUUUUGCAGAGGAUUAUGCAAGUUAGCCUGAAUGCAUAAUGUCUGAAUAAGUGUUGAGUCAGAUGUAAUGCUCAAUAUGCUAUUACAUUACAUUUGAUUAUAAUUAUGAUAAUGAGCAAGAGGUUACAAGAGCAUGUUGGUUGAAAUGGAGCAAUGUGUCUGCCCUCUGCUGGGCAGCACGAAGACCUCCACAUAGUGGUAGCAUGAAGUGGUACAUCCUAAAACUGUUAAGGUCACAUUACAUUGCGAUGAUGUUGUUUGAUUGUUUUUUUUUUAUGUUUUUCUAGUGGUUGCUUUGUCUGACACUUUGUGUUUUGGAUGUAGGUACAUCCUGCCAAGUGAAAUCAGAAAUAAUUCUGGAUUUAUCUCUGCAAAGUCCUCUGCCCUCCUACCUGUUUGAUGGUUUUGUUUCCUUGAUGUCUCAACAGGAUUGAUCUUCUCCUUCUGUCACGUUUUCUGCCACGUCAUGUUUGCUUAGCCUUCUAUGGUAUGACUUAUGUCAUCCAUUUAAUUCACCCAUAUCCUCAUAAUCACCUCAUCCUCACCCUUCUCCAAAAGACUACAUUCCUCUAUUGUUUUGGUGUCUCAUCCCUAACUCCAUCCAUUCGGCUCACUCGUUGGCUCUCACAAUCAUGCUUCCUCCCUCUGCAUCUCACUACAUCGGAGAGAAAGGAAGAGAGAGAGAGUGUGGGAGAGAGGGAGGUGGGAGUCUGUGUGGGAUGAGUCUGCUCUCAGUCUCAGCCGUGGCCAGAUGGAGGAUGGAACCACAGCCACAUCUCUUCUUUUCUUCUGCUUCGCCUGCCACUGCUAUCUCUUUUUCACUCCCAGUGUCUCCUCAUGCAUCCAGUCCCCCCAUGCCUGCCUUGACCUUGGUAUGUGUGAGGGAUUGAGCAUAAGACGGAGUAAGGACAAGGAGUAAAGGGGGUAGACAAAAAGACUGGGAUGGCAGCACAGAGCUCCGUGCUCAUCGUUUUUGCCUGAAGCGUGUUGGUGUGCGGCGUCUGUCUCUGCAGUGCAACAGCUACACGUGUGCUUUAGUGUCUCGGUCCACACUGCUUGAGUGUGUGCUUAUUGAGAGAUCCUCUUCCAUAUCUCACGCUUCGGCGCUCAGCAAGUGGACUGUACUUCUCAAAGCUUGGCUUGAAACCGACAAAGAAGAAAGACAAUAGAAGAACUGCUAAAGGACAGACUGUCUUCAGGAGGAACUUUGACAGUGCAGGAAAACAGGGUACAACAAACACCGAGAAAGAGGAAAAGGGCGCUCCAAAGGGAGCAGAGAGCAGAGAAGUGGAGGAAAAGGACAUAAGGGUACAGAGGGUUAAUCAGAAAGCGAUACAAGUGCAGAGCGAUGCAUCACUCAGGCAACACAGGAAGAACAAAGACCCUCUCUCACGAGACAGGUCGCCCACUGCCUCCAACCUCUUCCUCCUCCUUGCUCCCUCCGUCCCUCCCGUCCUCUUCGUCCGCCCCACACCACCCAUCCCCCGGCCCUUCUCCACCCAUCAGGGAGUGCCAGGUGCCUCUCCUGGAGAAAAACUCCACCCAUUCUCACUUGGAGCCUCACCCGGAUGAUUCAUAUUUGCUGCGGGCCCAGCCGUCCUCCACGGGGGUGGCAAACCACCACACCCAGUCCAAACUAAGGCCUCCACUGCCCCCGCCACACAACCAUCACACCUUGUCGCACCAGUCUGCAAACAGUUUGAACAGAAACACCCUGAGAGGACGGAACCCCAUUCACGCCCCCACAACUGGCACCGGAGACGGACCCACCACACCAGAGUCUGUGCAGCUUCAAGACAGCUGGGUGCUCAACAGUAAUGUCCCACUAGAAACUAGGCACUUCUUAUUCAAGACAUCGUCUGGGACCACCCCUCUUUUCAGUAGCUCCUCUCCCGGCUACCCUCUCACCUCGGGAACAGUGUAUUCUCCGCCUCCUCGUUUGCUACCCAGAAACACCUUUUCUCGCUCAGCCUUCAAGCUAAAGAAGCCGUCCAAGUACUGCAGCUGGAAGUGUGCAGCGGUGACGGCCAUUGCUGCUGCCGCCCUACUGGCCAUCCUAUUGUCCUACUUCAUUGCGAUCAACUUGCUGGGUUUGACAUGGCAGCUGAAGCCGUCCGAUGGCCCCGUGUUAAACAACGGACUGGGGGCCGGCUUGCCUGUCAACAGCGAUGUGGCCACGCUGCCUUCUGGAGGCAGAGUUUCUUUCCCCCUUUCACCAGGACCCUGGGCAGGACGGAACAGCAGCGUAGACACAGGCAGCAUUGACGUGGGGAGGCGAGUGACCCAGGAAGUCCCACCAGGAGUGUUUUGGAGGUCCCUUCUUUACCUCAGCCAAGCCCAGUUUCUCAAGUUCAACAUCUCCUUGGGCAAGGAUGCCUUGUUCGGAGUGUACAUCCGCAAGGGCUUGCCUCCCUCGCAUGCACAGUAUGACUACAUGGAGCGCUUGGAUGGGAAGGAGAAAUGGAGUGUGGUCGAAUCUCCCAGAGAGAGGAGGAGCAUCCAAACCGUGGUCCUCAAUGAAGCAGUUUUUGUCCAGUACCUGGACGCCGGAGCCUGGCACCUGGCUUUCUACAAUGAUGGUCGCGAAAGGGAAACGGUUUCCUUUAGUACAAACAUUAUGGAUUCAGUGCAGGAGUGCCCGCGCAAUUGCCAUGGUAACGGAGAGUGCAAUUCUGGCGUGUGCCAUUGCUUCCCAGGAUUCCAUGGCAUGGACUGCUCCAAAGCGGCAUGCCCAGUGCUGUGCAGCGGCAACGGCCAGUACGACAAGGGCUCCUGUGUGUGUUACAGCGGUUGGAAAGGACCCGAGUGUGAUGUCCCUGUCACACAGUGCAUUGACCCUCUUUGCAGCGGCCACGGCACCUGCACCAAUGGCAACUGUGUGUGCUCCAUCGGCUACAAAGGACAGAACUGUGCAGAAGUGGAUUGCCUGGACCCAACAUGUUCCAACAAUGGCAUUUGUGUGAACGGGGAGUGCCACUGUAAGCCGGGAUGGGGAGGGCUCCACUGUGAGCUGCCCAGAGCUCAAUGUCCAGACCAGUGCCACGGUCACGGCGCUUUCAUUCCAGAUACUGGAUUGUGCAGCUGUGACCCCAACUGGAUGGGCCCUGACUGCUCUAUGGAGGUGUGUUCUGUGGACUGCGGGACGCAUGGAGUGUGUAUGGGUGGAGCUUGUCGCUGCGAGGAGGGCUGGACCGGAGCAGGCUGUGACCAGCGUGUGUGCAACCCGCUCUGCAUCAAACAUGGAACCUGCAAGGAUGGCAAGUGUCAGUGUCACCAGGGUUGGAAUGGAGAGCACUGCACUAUCGACCAUGGGAGCAUGGUUGACAAAGCAGAUGGCUGCCCUAACCUAUGUAAUGGGAAUGGCCAGUGCACCAUGGGCCAGCAGAGUUGGCAUUGUGAAUGUCAGACUGGUUGGAGGGGCCCCGGGUGCAGUGUUGCCAUGGAGACCUCCUGCGCUGACAAUAAGGACAAUGAAGGAGACGGACUAACAGACUGCAUGGACCCAGACUGCUGCAUUCAAAGUCCUUGUCAGAACAGUCCGUUGUGUCGAGGCUCCAGGGACCCUCUGCAAGUCAUACAACAGAUCCCCUCCUCCCAGACCCGCGUGCACUCCUUCUACGACCGUGUUAAAAUGCUUGUAUCACGGGAUGGCACCCAUGUCAUACCUGGGGAAAACCCAUUCAACUCCAGUUUGGCAUCCCUUAUCCGGGGUCAGGUGUUGACGACUGACGGAACUCCUCUGGUGGGGGUGAACGUGUCUUUUGUCAACUAUCCCCACUAUGGAUACACGCUGACUCGGCAAGAUGGAAUGUUUGACCUGAUAGCUAACGGUGGGGCAUCAUUGACUCUACGAUUCGAACGUGCCCCGUUCCUGAGCCAGGAGCACACCGUGUGGCUGCCGUGGAGCCAGUUUUAUGCUAUGGACACUGUGGUGCUUAAGACAGAAGAGAACACAAUCCCUGGCUGUGACCUGAGUGGCUUCGUCAGGCCUGAUCCUCUUGUGAUUGCAUCCCCUCUCUCCUCCUUCUUCAGCUCCAAGCCAGGGGAGAAACCCAUCAUACCAGAGACACAGGUGCUGCAUGAGCAGAUCGAGGUACCUGGCACUAGUCUAAAGCUGUGCUACCUGAGUUCCAGGACACAGGGUUACCGCUCCCUGCUCAAGGUGACCAUGACCCCUGCCGUGGUUUCCAUGGGUCUAUUGAAGGUUCACAUGAUGGUCGCAGUGGAGGGCCACCUCUUUCAGAAGUGGUUUCAUGCAUCGCCCAAUUUGGCUUUCACGUACAUCUGGGAUAAGACUGAUGCAUACGGACAGAGGGUCUACGGGCUGUCUGAGGCUGUUGUCUCCGUAGGCUACGAGUAUGAGUCAUGCGCUAGUCUCAUUCUGUGGGAGAAGAGAACCGCCAUCCUCCAAGGCUACGAACUGGAUCCCACCAAUCUGGGAGGCUGGUCACUGGACAAGCACCAUAUACUCAAUACGCGCAGUGGCAUUCUUCACAAGGGAAGCGGAGAGAACAUCUUUGUGACAGAGCAACCUCCAGUCAUCACCAGCAUCAUGGGCAAUGGUCGCAGACGCAGUAUCUCCUGCCCCAGUUGUAACGGACUUGCGGACGGCAAUAAGCUGCUGGCGCCAGUUGCCUUGGCGAUGGGCAUUGACGGCAGCCUCUACGUCGGGGACCUCAACUUUGUGCGCAGGGUUUUCCCAUCCUUGAACACUACUGGCAUCUUGGAAUUGAGGAACAAAGAUUUCAGACACAGUAACAAUCCAACCCAUAAGUAUUUCCUGGCAGUCGAUCCAUUAUCCGGGGCAUUGUUCAUCUCAGACACCAACUCCCGACGAAUUUACCGUGUUCGCUCGUUAACGGGUGGUCGUCUGCUGUCUGACAAUGCCGAGGUGGUAGCUGGGACUGGAGAGCAGUGCCUGCCCUUUGAUGAACGCUGCGGCGACGGCGGCAAAGCCACUGAAGCUACACUUAUGAGCCCAAAAGGUAUUGCCGUGGAUAAAAAUGGGCUCAUGUACUUUGUGGAUGCCACUAUGAUCCGGAAGGUAGACCAAAACGGCAUCAUCUCCACUCUGCUGGGGGCCAACGAUCUGACCGCUGUACGACCACUGAGCUGUGACACCAGCAUGGAUGUGAGCCAGGUACGUCUGGAGUGGCCUACAGACUUAGCGGUGAAUCCCAUGGACAACUCUCUGUAUGUCCUGGAGAACAACGUCAUUCUACGCAUUACUGAGAACCAUCAGGUGAGCAUCAUUGCAGGCCGGCCCAUGCACUGCCAGGUUCCAGGUAUUGACUACAGCCUGAGCAAGCUGGCAAUCCACGCUGCCCUUGAGAGUGCUACAGCCAUCGCUCUGUCCCACACGGGCAUUCUCUACAUCGCUGAGACAGAUGAGAAGAAGAUUAACCGUGUUCGACAGGUGAGCACUAAUGGAGAGAUCUCCCUCCUGGCUGGCGCUGCCUCCGACUGUGACUGCAAGAAUGAUGUCAACUGCAACUGCUUCUACGGAGACGACGGCUACGCUCCUGAUGCCGGCUUGAACUCUCCUACCUCGCUGGCUGUAUCCCCUGAUGGGACGCUGUUCAUCGCAGAUCUCAACAACAUACGCAUCAGAGCUGUGCAAGCAAACCGGCCUGGACCUGCCGUCUCUAGUACAGGCUACAGCGGCUCUGGGGGCCCCCAAUAUGAGGUGGCAUCACCCAGGGAACAGGAGCUGUAUAUCUUCAAUGCCGAGGGACUUCACAUCCAGACAGUUAGUCUUGUGACUGGAGAGCCGCUUUAUAACUUUACGUAUGGUGCAGAUGGAGAGUUGGCCAGUCUGAUGGACAAUUGCAAUAAUUCAGUCAAGGUGAGAAGGGAAGGCCUGGGCCAGGGAGGAGGAGCAGGCCUGCUGCGACUGGUUCUUCUGCCGGAGAAUCAAGUGGUGACCUUGGGGCUGGAUCCGAGCGGAGGUCUGCGUAGUGUGUCAGCCAUGGGCCAAGAAGUGGCUCUGAUGGGCUACAGCGGCAACACGGGCCUGCUCGCUACCAAAGCUGAUGAGACCGGAUGGACCACCUUUUACCAGUAUGACAGCGAGGGUCGCCUCACUAAUGUGACAUAUCCCACGGGCAUGGUAACGAGUCUCCAUCGUGAGAUUGAACGUUCCAUCACUAUCGAUAUCGAGAGCUCGAGCAGAGAUGACGAUGUGACUGUCAUCACCAACCUGUCUUCUGUAGAGGCCUCGUACACUGUGGUGCAAGACCAGGUAAGGAACAGCUACCAGCUGUGUAACAAUGGGACCCUGAGAGUCAUGUAUGCCAAUGGAAUGGGCAUAAGCUUCCACACGGAGCCCCACAUCUUGGCAGGCUCUGUCAGUCCUACGAUUGGUCGCAGGAAUAUAACACUUCCCACAGACAAUGGCCUUAACUCCAUUGAAUGGCGUCUACGUAAAGAGCAGACCAAGGGAAAGAUUACAGUCUUUGGCAGGAAGCUGAGGGCACAUGGCCGCAACCUCCUCUCCAUCGAUUUUGACCGCAACACACGCACAGAGAAGAUUUACGAUGAUCACCGCAAGUUUACACUGCGGAUCAUGUAUGAUGCACAGGGACGGCCGGCGAUGUGGUUGCCUAGCAGCAGCCUGGCAGUGGUCAAUGUGUCCUACUCAUCCACUGGGCAGCUUGUUGGCUUGCAGAGGGGGAGCAUGAGCGAGAGAACUGAGUUUGAUGCCCAUGGACGCAUCCUAUCUCGUACUUUUGUGGACGGGAAGGUGUGGAGUUACAGUUAUCUUGAUAAAUCUAUGGUGUUAUUGCUGCAGAGCCAAAAGCAGUACAUCUUUGAGUUUGAUACCUCAAACCGAGUCACAGCUGUCACCAUGCCGAGCGUUGCCCGCCACACCAUGUUCACACACGUGUCUAUCGGAUACAUCCGUAACACGUACAACCCCCCAGAAAGCAACGCCUCCAUCAUCCACGACUUCAGCGAAGAUGGCAGGCCUCAGGCCACACAUUACCUGGGAACCGGCCGCCGUGUCCUCUACAAGUACGGCAAGCUGGCCAAGUUGUCUGAGAUCGUGUAUGACAGCACUGCAGUCACUUUCGGCUAUGAUGAGACCGCCGGCGUGCUGAAAAUGGUCAAUCUCCAGAGCGGCGGCUUCUCUUGUACCAUCCGCUAUCGCAAGAUGGGCCCGCUCAUUGACAAGCAAAUCUAUCGCUUCAGUGAAGAGGGGAUGGUCAAUGCAAGGUUCGACUACACAUACCACGACAACAGUUUCCGAAUCGCCAGCAUGAAACCGGUCAUCAGUGAGACGCCUCUUCCUGUUGACCUCUACAGAUAUGAUGAAAUCUCUGGCAAGGUGGAGCACUUUGGAAAGUUUGGGGUCAUUUACUAUGACAUUAAUCAGAUCAUCACCACAGCUGUUAUGACGCUGAGUAAGCAUUUUGACACCCACGGUCGCAUCAAGGAGGUCCAGUAUGAGAUUUUCCGAUCCCUCAUGUACUGGAUGACAGUACAGUAUGACAGCAUGGGACGGGUGGUGAAGAGAGAGCUCAAAAUUGGGCCCUACGCCAACACCACUCAGUAUCGCUAUGAUUAUGAUGGAGACGGACAGCUCACAGGGGUCAAGGUGAACGACUGGUCAACAUGGCGUUACAGCUAUGACCUGAACGGUAACCUUCAUCUGCUGAACCCUGGGAACAGCGCUCGGAUCAUGCCGCUACGCUAUGACCUCCGUGAUCGCAUCACACGACUGGGAGACGUCCAAUACCGCCUGGAUGAGGAUGGUUACCUCAGCCAGCGGGGUUCUGACAUGUUUGACUACAAUUCAAAGGGUCAGCUGCUGAGGGCCUACAAUCGUGGACCUGGCGGCUGGAGCGUUGUGUAUCACUACGACGGGCUUGGCCGCCGAGUCUCGACAAGGAACAGCCUUGGACAGCACCUUCAGUUCUUUUAUGCUGAUCUCAACCAUCCAACUAGGAUGACACACAUCUUUAACCACUCCAGCUCAGAAAUCUCCUCGCUCUACUAUGACCUGCAGGGUCAUCUGUUUGCCAUGGAGGUAAGCAGUGGUGAGGAAUACUACAUAGCAUCUGACAACACCGGGACACCCUUGGCUGUUUUUAGCAGCAAUGGACAGAUGAUCAAACAGUUGCAGUACACAGCGUAUGGAGAGGUUUAUCUGGACUCCAAUCCAGAAUUUCAGCUGGUGGUUGGAUUCCAUGGUGGUCUGUAUGACUCGCUGACCAAGCUGGUCCACUUCACCCAGCGUGACUACGACGUCUUAGCCGGGCGUUGGACCUCACCCGACUACAGCAUCUGGCCCAAGAUCGGGAAAGAUCCCUCUCCAUUUAAUCUGUACAUGUUCAAGAACAACAAUCCCCUCAGUGACAUGUUAGAUGUCAAAAAUUAUGUCACAGAUGUGAAGAGUUGGCUGGUGAUGUUUGGCUUCCAGCUUAGCAACAUAAUACCAGGAUUCCCUCGACACUCGCUCUACUUUGUGGAGCCCCCGUACGAGCUGCAGGCCACUCAGCACUGUGAAAACGGACAGCUCAUCACUGGAGUGCAGCAGGCCGCGGAGCGUCACAACCAGGCGUUCAUGGCCCUGGAGGGUCGUCUUCUCAACAAGGAACGCCGCAGACGCAAGGACAAGCCGGGCCACUGGUUUGGCACCAGUACCCCCAUCAUUGGCCGUGGGGUAAUGCUGGCGCUGAAGGAGGGCAGAGUAGUGGCUGGCGUGUCAUCUUUGGCUAGCGACGACAGCCGCAAAGUGGCUCUCGUGCUGAAUGGCGCCCAGUACCUGGAAGGCACGCACUACACGCAGGAUGGGAAGGACUGUCACUACUUUGUCAAAAUUGGCUCAGCUGACAGCGAUCUCUUGGCGCUGGGACUGACCAACGGACGUAAGUCACUGGAGAGCGGUAUCAACGUGACGGUGAGCGGGCGCUCCAGGAGAGGAGUGACCGUGGAAUUUGCGGUGCCGUCGUUUGUGGUGAGCGUUCGUUACGGGCUCUCUGCAGACGUGGUGGAUGAGGAGAAGGUAAGACUGUUGGAGCUGGCUCGACAAAGGGCAUUGGCGGGGGCCUGGGCCAAAGAACAGCAGAAGGCUAGAGACGGAAAAGGCGGCAGUCGCCUCUGGACUGAAGGAGAGCGACAACAGCUCCUAACAACAGGAAGAGUACAAGGCUAUGAUGGCUACUAUGUACUACCUGUGGAGCAGUACCCAGAACUGGCUGACAGCAGUAACAACAUCCAAUUCCUCAGACAGAACGAAAUGGGCAAGAGGUAACAGCCCACCUUGCGCUAGUCCAACUCAUCCUAACCCUUUCUUUCAUUCCCAGCCUCCUCAACCCUUCACCAACAAACGGGGUUACUCAUGGAACGCUGCAGGGACAUUUGAAGAGUGAAAACUAUUAUUAAUUUUACUGCCACAGGCAAAAAAAAGUAAGGUAAUAUUUCUUUUGAUGACAAAAACACUGAAAAAGUGAAAAGGCACUGCUUAAUAAAUAAGAAGAUUCCCCUUUUUAAAAAAGAUGAUUGAUAUUUUCACCCAUAUUUUUGGGUCACACUGAGAGCGACCGUGAACGUUCAGUGGAGCUUCGCCGGCUUCUGCGGCGAAGCCUCUUCUCUCUCAUGGACGCUGAAAGCAAAAUGACUGAAGUGGAGACCACUUUGGAGUGUUGUCAUGACAACAACACAUGCGUGGAGGACGGACAAGGAAAUGUUCAAGUCAGUCCAGCACUAUGAGUGGUCACCUUGUCUCAGGCCUCCCACUGACCAUCGCUGAGCAGUCGUCCCCUGCUGAUGCAGUACUCAUCACACGCUGAAGGCCUCCCUCAACUACUCUUACUGGACCACAAAGACUUUGACAAAAAAAAAAAAAGAUUGCUAUAUUUGCGGACAGUGGCACGUGAAACCGGGCGAAAGGACUACAAAUAUGUCCGACUCCACUAAGGUUCAGGAUGUUGCGUAUACUGUAGAUGCUGUAGUUUUGUAUGUUUCAGUCGCAGUAGGAUUGUGAGACGUCACCGAGGCAUUUCUGUACAGAACACACCGCUCACAGAGUCCAAACAUAUGAAGUAUUUAUUUUCAUUUUCUUUUGUUUGUUUUUUUAAAUUAAUUUAUUCUUAGUACUAUAUGACAAUCAUGAAUGAGUCGGUUGUAUUCAAAAUGAAUUUUAACAUAUGGGUUGAUUUUUUUUUUUUCUUUUGUAAAUUAUGUGUCCAAUUUUGUUUUUGUAUUACUUUUUAGAUUACUACCAGGGCAAAUAAUAGUAAGUCUCUAAAAAGAAUAAUUUAUGUGUUUAAAAUGGUUUAUAAACUAAAUAAAAGUCUUUAAAACUGUGAAAAUGUUUUUCCAAGCUAUAUUUCGAUGUACAGUUGUAUAGACCUACCUUUAUGCAGCACAGUAGAAUAUUGUUCAGAAUAUCAAGUUUUAUAUUUCUAAGAGGAAGUGGCUUGUUAUGUGCAAAUUCUUUGGCUGGUAUUACUACUCUUAGAGUUUUGUGGCACUCUAAUAUUGCAUAUCUACAGCAUCAGUCCGCAGUUUGUUGUUUUCUUUUUCGUUCUUUCUGUCUUUGUUUUUGGAAGCUGAUGUAUUUCUGACCUAGAUCCCAACAGCAGUAGCAGUAAUGGAUCCUCCUCACUGUGAAGAGACUCGUGAUGGAUGUCAAAAUGUACCAAAUCAGUAUUAUCAAAGGAUAACACUUUCACUAAAACGAGACUCUUCUGGGACCUUAUGAAUAAAACAUGAUUGUUUACUUCAACUCAAGCAUGUCUAGUUCACUUUCAUCUCAUUUCUUUUGCAUAGCACAAUAAAUGUUCCUGUUUUUUUUUUUCCUUACUGUUCUAAUUCCAGCAGAGGGGACAUAUAUAUUGUAUUUGAAAGACAUUCAGCCACGGCUGAUGGUACCAGACAGUUCAACUGAUUGUAACAGCUCGCUGUUUGUUGCACAUUGCCCUCACAUUGCAUUUCUUCCCCACAUUCUGGUCAAAAAUAAUGACUUGAAUCAUGUUGAAGUAAUGGUUGACCACUACUUCACAUCACAUGUGCUCCUUAGUAGAAUGUUAUCAAAUGAAUGUUGAUCCACUGCAGAGAUUACUUUUUUUCUGUGAAGACAUUGGAAAGUUGUUUUAAGCCGUCUCAAUAAAAAAAAACUGUCUAAGAAGUCACUUAAUGUAUGAAUUAUCUCCAAAUAGAAUAUACAAGAGCUAUGCCAAGCAGUCUGUCUUCGUGAAGUUGCUGUUCAGAUGUCGCUAUCAUUUUUAAUCAUGUUUACUGUAGCUCACUGAUCAGAAAAUCGAUUCCGUUUACGGACUCGCUUCUUAUGAGUCACUCACUGAAGUGAAUCGGGGACUACAUUCACUCAAGUCUCCAGAAACUC